AUGCCACCAGCUUCCAUCUCGUCCGGCGAGGCGCCCAAAAAUGCGUUUAAAAGCCCAAUGGACGACAGCAAGAAUGUCGAAAUGCAGGUGGGCACCACCAUUGAGGUUCAAGCCCCCUUUAUGACCGACGCUGUGCACGCCGCCGAGUAUGUCGAGUAUCUGCGCCUCAAAGACCACUUUACGGCCGAUCCCAAGGCGCAUCGGAGUUUGAUCCUGCGCCUCGAUGCCCGCAUCCUGCCCUUCCUAUUCAUGUACUACCUGCUGAACUCGAUUGAUCGGUCCAAUGCUGGCAAUGUCAAGAUCUACACCUUCAUGGAAGACACCAACAUGACCAAUACCCAAUUCAACCUGGCCUUGACAUGGUUCAUCAUCAUGUAUGCCAUGUUUGAAGCUCCAUCCAAUAUGAUGCUGCGCCGCAUUGGUCCCCGGAUCUGGCUGUCAUCGCUCGUCAUCUGCUGGGGGUGCGUUACUAUUGGCGGUGCCUGGGUCAAGAGCUACCACGACUUUGUCAUCUGCCGUGUGUUGCUCGGCUUGUUCGAGGCCGGAAUGUAUCAAGGUUGCUUCUACACAAUCAGUUGCUGGUAUUUGCCCAACGAGCUGCAGUCUCGUUGUGCGUGGUGGUACUCGGCAACUCUGCUAUCCGGUGCUUUCGGUGGCCUACUAGCAUACGCUGUUGGCCCACUUCAGGAUCAUCACGGCUUGAGACAGUGGCAGUGGCUUUUCAUCGUUGAGGGUUGCAUCACCGUCAUUAUCGGUAGCCUCGGUCUGCUACUAUGCGUAGACUUCCCAGAGAGAUGGAGCUCCCGAUGGUUUAGCGCAGAUGAGAUGAAGUACCUCAAGUUGCGUGUCAAGUAUCGCGAUGGUCCCGUGCCUCCCGACUUGACAUUCCGCUGGAGCGUCUUCUUUGAGGCCGUCAAGGAUUGGAAGACCUACCUUGUCGCUUCUCUUCUGGCCUUUGGUGGCUCCGUGCCAACAUACUCUGUCAACUACACUCUGGCAACGAUGGUGAAGAGUCUCGGAUACUCCGCCAUCCAGGCCCAAGCUAUGACCUCCCCGCCCUACGUCUUCGCCUUCUUCUGCGUUGUCGCCAUUGCUUUCUAUUCCGAUCGGUAUCAAUGCAGGGCCCGGUCUUUGAUCAUCAGCUACACGGUGGGCACGAUCGGCAUCAUCAUCUUAUGGCCCUCUUUGCACUAUUCAAACCUUUCCGGGCUGAGCUACUUUGCUCUGUUCCUUGUCAUCGCUGGCUACAACAUGCAGGGCCCGGCAGUCGGCUCCUGGCUCGGCACCAAUGUGCGCAACCCGGCCAAGCGUGCCGCGGCCAUGGGCUGGAUGUCAACCUGGGGCCAGCUUGCUGGCGGUUGUAUUGGUGUCAACAUCUUUGUCAGCCAUGAGGCCCCUACAUACCGCUCCGGCUUCAUCACCAUCAUUGUACUCGUCGCUAUAGGUGGUUAUGGUGCCUGCAUCACCAACUGGUACCUACUUCGCCGCGCCAACCUUCAGAAAGACCGCAUACCCCCAGAGGAGCUAGAGGGCAAAUACACAGAAAAGCAACUGGCUGAAAUGGGCGAGUACUCGCCGUACUUCAGAUACGUUUUGUAA
Colletotrichum aenigma is the source of this 1599-nucleotide messenger RNA. It is a transcript of the gene prlL-17, whose product is annotated as MFS transporter prlL. Gene Ontology annotation, cellular component: membrane. The transcript is spliced from 4 exons. The record is from RefSeq and is a predicted model, not a curated record. Gene Ontology annotation, biological process: transmembrane transport. The coding region runs from base 1 to 1599 and encodes 532 amino acids. Gene Ontology annotation, molecular function: transmembrane transporter activity. NCBI's taxonomy places the organism in Eukaryota, Fungi, Ascomycota, Sordariomycetes, Glomerellales, Glomerellaceae.